UGUCAACAAAAUAAUUAACAUGUCAAGUUGUCGGUGAAAUUAAUUUCGUUAGAAGGAUGUGAGAAACAAGCCAGAACGCAGAUAUUUAACCAGCAAUGGCCACCGCUAGUGGGCUUCUGUCUUCACGGUUAACGGAAGAGAGAAACAGAACGGGUGUGUUUGGAUUCACACUUCUAGACAAGCCUUUAAAUGUUUCCAGCUCUGUCAGUUUAUCAGAUGUGGAGUUUGAUUUGUUCAUCCAGAAUGACGUACCUGUGGUCAUUUAUCUUGCUGUAUUGUGUGUUAUAGGAGUCGUUGGUAACGCCCACGCUGUCACAGUGUAUUCAUGUCGGUACAAACCCUCCAACCAUCGCACAUUUGUACUGUGGUUAGCUUCUGUGGACCUUACCGCAUCUCUACUUUGUAUGCCGUUUGAAAGUUUCGACAUACGCUACAACUUGACAUUUUCUAUUGUUCCUUUGUGUAAAUUGUUUAAAGCCCUGAACUACUUCGUCAGUACGUGUUCCGGUUUUCUCCUUGGAGUUAUCGCGGUGGAACGUUAUCGGAAGAUAUGUGUUCCGCUGGGAACGCAACUAACGCUUCGGGCUGCCCAAUGUGCAUGCCUGGUUGCCACCCUUGUUGCCAUGGGUCUUUCGAUCAUUUCUGGAGUCGUGUAUGGUGUUGUCUCUAAACAGGUUCCGUCAUAUUUAAACCUCACUGGAACAGAAUGUACCGUUAUGGAGAAAUACAAGGAAACCUCUUUGUUUAAGGGGUAUUCAGUGUUCUUGUUAUUUAUCAGCACUGUCGUGUUUAUUUUGUGUAUCUUUACCUAUUCAUUUGUCGGGAGAAUACUUUAUAACCAAAUGUUAUUCAGAAGUAAAUCUCAUUCAGCAUCCGCAUCAAACCGGAAGUCCAGUACCGGAAAUGAGAAAAGUGUGGACAUGGAUAGUAGUGGACAUCAGGACGAAGAAUCCAGUUUUGCGCGAGUCACUAGCAAAGAAAUGACUUCUAUAAAGUCCCCAAAAGAAAACACUAAACAAAAAAGCAAGCGAAAACGAGGCUUAGACAGGAGCAAACAAAUUGCUUUUAUGUUUCUUGUCGCCACAGCGGCCUCAUAUGUGGGAUAUUUACCAAAUAUGGUGUUAAUGAUAAUCAAAGGAAUAAGAGGUGACACGUACGACGCCAUUGACGAACGUUUGGGGGCAUUUAAUGCCAUUCUCGUGAGAUCUUACUUCCUGAGUAAUGUUGCCAACCCAAUAGUUUAUUGCUUUGUAGACGAACGUUUCCGACGAGAAUGCAAGCUGCUGUACCAGAAAUUGUAUUAUUAUAUACGUAAAAAUACCAGAUGUCGGCGAUAACCCUACAAUCUAGUGUUAUUUUCUGCAAUUUUCUCUUUAUGUAAAUAAUUAACAUAUUUGUGUCAACUCUAACAGUACCCUGAUGUCAAAAUUGUUAUGUUAUAUAGCGUUAUUAAAUGGAUAUAAUUAUACAUAAUUGUUGCAUCGUUCAGAAGACCGAGGGAGUG
This is a messenger RNA of Ylistrum balloti, 1504 nucleotides long. Its product is annotated as cholecystokinin receptor type A-like. Gene Ontology annotation, cellular component: membrane. The coding region runs from base 96 to 1337 and encodes 413 amino acids. Gene Ontology annotation, biological process: neuropeptide signaling pathway. The record is from RefSeq and is a predicted model, not a curated record. NCBI's taxonomy places the organism in Eukaryota, Metazoa, Mollusca, Bivalvia, Pectinida, Pectinidae. Gene Ontology annotation, molecular function: neuropeptide receptor activity. The transcript has a single exon.